Messenger RNA from Gasterosteus aculeatus aculeatus (three-spined stickleback), 2170 nucleotides. It is a transcript of the gene pemt, whose product is annotated as phosphatidylethanolamine N-methyltransferase. Gene Ontology annotation, molecular function: phosphatidylethanolamine N-methyltransferase activity. NCBI's taxonomy places the organism in Eukaryota, Metazoa, Chordata, Actinopteri, Perciformes, Gasterosteidae. Gene Ontology annotation, biological process: phosphatidylcholine biosynthetic process. The record is from RefSeq and is a predicted model, not a curated record.
UCUUUGGUUUGCAUUUCGUGUCAAUAUGAUCCAAAAGAUGUCUCAUAGACAAAAUAAUGAAGCGAAAAUAUGGGCCGCAAUGCACGUAAAAUACCAAUCCUAUAUCCAGUGCAAGUGAAACAGGAACUACAUUUCCCAAGAUGCACUGAGCGCGGGUUAAAGGUUAUCAGGACGUGCAUUACGUGUGCUCCCUAGCUCCUCCGAAAAACACGAACUUUGCACUCAAUAAAUUGUGUAAUCAUUUUAAUUCCGCGUAAUAAGAGGCCUGGAGGUCCGUCGGCGCGCGCGCGGGGUGUAUGAGCGACGCGGCCGCGCUUCGGUACCAGAAUCCCGAUAAGGAGAAGCGAGCCGUGCCGCUGGACUGCUGCGGAGGACUCAACAACGUGGACUUCUCCAAGAUGGAUUUGACGCUUAUUGAAGGGCUGCUGAAACUCACCAACUUUCAAGACUCCAGCUUUUGUGUCGCUGUGGCCGCCAUCAUUUUCAACCCUUUCUUCUGGAACGUGGUGGCCAGAUGGGAGCAUCGUACACAUUCUCUCUCCAAGCUCUUCGGUAGCCCCUACCUGGCCUGUUACUGCCUGGGCUUCGUCAUCAUUCUGCUCAACGUGUACCGCAGUCACAGUAUGACGGUGGCGAUGAAGGCCCAGGCCAAGUGGGAGGUGAUGGACAGGACAGAUGUUUUCUAUGCCGGCGCGGGCCUCAUGGUGCUGGGCACGGUGCUGGUGGUCAGCAGCUUCCUGGCUCUGGGAUUCACUGGAACCUUCCUUGGUGAUUACUUUGGCAUCCUGAUGGAUGAGAAGGUGACGGGCUUUCCCUUCAACAUCACAGAGAACCCAAUGUACUGGGGCAGCACUGCCAACUACCUGGGCCUGGCGCUUAUCGGGGCCAGUCCUGUCGGUCUCGUCCUGACCGCCAUAGUGGCCGUGGUUUACAAGAUGGCCAUACGAUUUGAGGGACCGUUCACUGAACUGAUCUAUCAGGAGAGGAGUCAGAGACGCAAGCGUGAAUAAUCCCUUCCUGCUCCGGGUCGGUCCGAGGAUUCCCUUUCUGUCGCUGACAGACCAGAGGACUCACGGACGUGAUCAGUAAUCCACCUGCAGUGAGGAUCCACAGGCCGCGCUCACACUGCCGCUGCAAGAGGCAUUUUUUGAUUUUGUUUCAUGCUCUUCUAAUUAAUGUGAUGCUACAUUGAGCCAUUUUCCUCGCGUGAUUAUGACAUACAUAGAAUGGAGGCUUAAAGAAAAAGAACUGAUGUACUUUCUUGCUAAAGAUUCUAUGAGAUGAUUAGGAUACAUAGGAAGCUAGAACUCAGGAAUGAGUUGAGAAAAGUUAGCCUAGCUUAACAUAGGCACUGUGAAGAGCUACAGGGAAGAAUGGAACCUUGGAAUUAGUUACAUUUUCCAGACUUUACAUCCUCGAGCGUCUUACUUGAACCGGUGGUAUUAAUCUUCUCAUCCAUCUCUUGGCAAGGAAGCUAAAAAGGUUUGACAGGAUAUUAGGAAGUUAGGUUGUGCAUGUCCAAAAAUGUUUUUUUCACCAGUUCAUCACUGCCACACGUUCCCACUUAUUCUCUUCUAUAAUUCAUGAAACAACUCUACAUGAGGAGCGUGUUAAUUCAAAAUACCGUGAUAGAUUCUACGGAUCAAAAGGUGCCAGGGAAUUUUUUCAAAGCGGAACAACCAUAUCCAAAAGAGUGGUGCUGCAAAGCUUUUGUGUCAAAAGAGAAACGUAAUGUGUCUCACAUAGCCUUCGAUACUCCCAUCGUUUUUGGUAACUAACUAAACCCUUUUAAAUAUCAGAGGACCAACAACUGUACCUAUGCAAACCAUUCCAAACUUAACAACACACACUGCCUGUUGAUAUAUUUGUUAUGUAAUAAACCAGUAAUGUCUCUCUGUGUGUCCCACGACUACUAAUUGAAGCACUUAAGGCUGCACUUUGCCAGAUGUAUCUUUAACAGGCAGAUGUGAGGGCAUUUUGCGUUCAGAUGUUCUCUUUGAAUGAGUCACGGAUAUGUGGACAGCUGUAUCUGUCCUGGUGACUGCAGGCCCCCGAGAUUCACAUGGGAGAGGUUGGUGAUCAACGCCACGGUUUGUAAUCCUAUUUAAACAAAUAGGAUUGUCUCCUUUUAAUCUGGAGCCCAAUCAAUAAAUCGAAUGUAGAAAAAAUA